UAAGUGUGAAGAAAGCUCAGCAUGGGAAAGCAAAACAGCAAACUGCGACCCGAGAUCCUUCAAGAUCUGCGGGAAAACACAGAGUUCACCGACCAUGAGCUGCAGGAGUGGUACAAAGGCUUCCUGAAGGAUUGUCCGACUGGACAUCUCACGGUAGAAGAGUUCAAGAAGAUCUAUGCAAACUUCUUUCCUUACGGCGAUGCAUCUAAGUUUGCAGAGCAUGUAUUCCGCACCUUUGACACAAACGGGGAUGGGACGAUUGACUUUCGGGAAUUUAUCAUUGCGUUAAGCGUCACUUCUCGGGGGAAGCUGGAACAGAAGCUGAAGUGGGCGUUUAGUAUGUACGACCUGGAUGGGAAUGGAUAUAUAAGUCGUGGAGAGAUGUUAGAAAUUGUUCAGGCAAUAUACAAGAUGGUGUCAUCCGUGAUGAAAAUGCCAGAAGACGAAUCUACACCAGAGAAGAGAACGGACAAAAUCUUUAAGCAGAUGGACACAAAUAAUGAUGGUAAGCUUUCCCUUGAAGAAUUUAUUAAAGGUGCCAAGAGCGAUCCCUCAAUCGUGCGAUUGUUACAAUGUGACCCAAGCAGCACAAGCCAGUUCUAAUUACGCUCCAUCCGUACGGACAGCCGCAACCAAACUCUGGCUUGUCAAUCAAGCUUUGCUUGCAAGUGAAUGCCUUCUCAGUCAUUCCUCUACUGUUAGCGGAUCUCCACCCCCCUCCUGCCAGAUUGUUUUCUAUGUAUUAGAGAGAAAACAGCCUUGCUCCCCAUUCCAUUUACCAGUACACACGACAUUCCUUUCCUGCGUUGCAUCUAAUGUCAGGUAUGUUUACAUGUGGAGACAGGAACACAGAAGAUCGAUGCACAGUCGCCGCCCGGAUUUUACACACGUGGAAUUGUGCCGACAGUGGCGUCAUGACACUAUACUGAACUUGGUUAUACUAAGAUAAAAUAGAUGGCUGUUUCACUUUGCAACAAAAGCCGGAAAGAAGAUGAGGACUUUACAAUGAAUACAUUGAAAGCACAAGAGUAUAUAUAUAUAUAUUAUAUUUUUUUUCUUUAAUUCUUAUUGCUUGAAAUUCUGUAAUUAAACUGUCAUUA
Nanorana parkeri is the source of this 1100-nucleotide messenger RNA. RefSeq names its product hippocalcin like 1 (gene HPCAL1). Lineage: Eukaryota; Metazoa; Chordata; Amphibia; Anura; Dicroglossidae. The coding region runs from base 22 to 603 and encodes 193 amino acids. The record is from RefSeq and is a predicted model, not a curated record. Gene Ontology annotation, molecular function: calcium ion binding. The transcript has 3 exons.